Drosophila innubila is the source of this 2707-nucleotide messenger RNA. It is a transcript of the gene Spg7, whose product is annotated as paraplegin. The record is from RefSeq and is a predicted model, not a curated record. Gene Ontology annotation, molecular function: ATP hydrolysis activity; ATP-dependent peptidase activity; ATP binding. The transcript has 6 exons. Gene Ontology annotation, biological process: protein-containing complex assembly; mitochondrial protein processing. NCBI's taxonomy places the organism in Eukaryota, Metazoa, Arthropoda, Insecta, Diptera, Drosophilidae. Gene Ontology annotation, cellular component: membrane; m-AAA complex. The coding region runs from base 75 to 2564 and encodes 829 amino acids.
UUCAAGCGAACAACACCAAGUUACGUAUUCGAACCGGCGGCCCACAAACCGAUAAAAAAAAGUGGCUGGAAAUUAUGUUCAAGGGCUUGCGACAUGUAAGAAAUGUGCUGCAACGUGGACACUACAAUCAGGCGCGCUGCCAUGCCAACGUGACGCACAUGGGCCAACCAUUUGGGUUGGCCAACAACAACAAGCUAUGCGGCGCCGCUGCAUUAAAACGUCAGAUGGCAGCGCCGAUGUUGCAGCCGCUAAGCUGGCGGCAGGUGCAAAUGCUGCGCUCGGAGUAUAAGGCAAUUGUGGGUGUUAUCGCGCGGUCGCUGCAAUUGACGCCACGCGAAGUGCAGCAAUUGCAUUUGCGCUGCUUGAGCGCCCGCAAAUCCGACAACGAUGCCGAUAAGCCAAGCAGCAAGCCGCAAGAUGUGGACAACAACAACAAAGCCGACAAGUCAGCCAAGCCAACAACGAGCAGCGAUAAAUCGCAUACAGCAGACAGCAGCCAAGAUUCCAAAGCCAGCUCCAGCCCUAGUUCCAGUUCCAGCUCUGGCGAGGAACCCAGCAAUCAAAACAACAAUAAGAACAAUGAAAACGAUGAGAAGCUGAGAUCAGUGCUGACCAAAGCGGUGCUCUGGUUAUUCACGAUCUACAUGUUUGUGGCCUUCAUCUCUUUGUUGAUUACACCGCGCACGGAGCGGCCCGAAGGCUCCACACGCUAUGUAUCCUGGAAUGAGUUUGUGCAUCAUAUGCUAGCCGUUGGCGAAGUCAAGGAGAUAAUCAUACGACCCGAUAUGGAGAUGGUAACAAUUAUAUUACACGAGGGUGCUGUGAUCAAGGGACGCAAAGUGACCUCCACCAUAUUCCAUAUGGCUGUGGCGGAUGCCAACAAAUUUGAGGAGAAGCUGCGCAUGGUGGAGAAGCGUCUGGGCAUCAAGGAUGGCGUACCGGUCACAUAUGAUCGACAGACAGAUACCACGGGUCGCAUACUGAUGCUGUUGCUCUUCUGUGCCCUCCUCAUGUCCAUUGCCACGCGCAUGAAGAGCAUGAAGAGUCCACUCAGCAUGGAUUCAUUUAAUCAAAUGGGCAGAGCCAAGUUCACACUUGUGGAUCCAUUUGAUGGUGGACGCGGCGUUCUCUUCCGCGAUGUGGCCGGUCUCAGUGAGGCCAAGCAGGAGGUAAAGGAGUUUGUUGACUAUCUCAAGUCACCGGAGAAGUAUCAACGCCUUGGCGCCAAGGUGCCGCGAGGUGCUUUGCUCCUGGGUCCACCUGGCUGUGGCAAAACACUGCUGGCCAAGGCGGUGGCCACCGAAGCUCAAGUGCCUUUCCUAAGCAUGAAUGGAUCCGAGUUUAUUGAAAUGAUUGGUGGCUUGGGCGCGGCUCGUGUCCGUGAUCUGUUCAAAGAGGGCAAGAAGCGUGCACCCUGUAUUAUAUAUAUUGAUGAAAUCGAUGCCAUUGGACGACAGCGUUCCGGCACCGAGAGCAUGGGCCAGGGCAGCUCUGGUGAAUCGGAGCAGACUCUCAAUCAGCUGCUCGUCGAAAUGGACGGCAUGGCGACCAAAGAAGGCGUCCUUAUGCUGGCCAGCACCAAUCGAGCGGACAUACUCGACAAGGCUCUGCUGCGUCCUGGUCGCUUUGAUCGACACAUUCUGAUCGAUUUGCCGACGCUGCUGGAGCGGAAGGAGAUCUUUGAAAAGCAUUUGUCAUCCGUCAAACUGGAAGAUUCACCGGGCACAUAUUCACAGCGUUUGGCACGUUUAACGCCCGGCUUCUCCGGCGCCGAUAUUGCCAAUGUCUGCAACGAGGCGGCGUUGCAUGCCGCACGACACACACAAACCGAGGUCAGCAGCAAGAAUCUGGAGUAUGCCGUGGAGCGUUUAGUGGGUGGCACUGAGAAGCGUUCUCAUGCUCUUUCGCUGACGGAGCGCAAGGUGAUUGCCUACCAUGAGUCUGGCCAUGCACUGGUCGGUUGGAUGCUGCCCAACUCCGAUAUUCUGCUCAAGGUGACGAUUGUGCCACGGACAAGUCUGGCAUUGGGAUUUGCCCAGUACACGCCGAGUGAACAGCAUUUGUAUUCCAAGGAGGAGCUCUUCGACAAGAUGUGCAUGGCGUUGGGCGGACGUGCUGCGGAGAAUUUGGUCUUUAAUCAGAUAACAACUGGUGCACAAAACGAUUUGGAGAAGGUCACAAAAAUUGCGUAUUCACAGAUUAAGAAAUUUGGCAUGAACAAAGUUCUGGGUCCCAUUUAUAUACGGGAUGCAAAUGAAUCUGACGGAGCUGGUGGCUCUGCUGGUGGCGGCAAACCCUUCUCAAAGGCCAUGGAAAGCACUAUUGAUCAUGAGGCACGCAACAUGGUAUCGGAGGCAUAUCGAAAAACCGAGGAGAUACUUAACAAGCAUCGCGACAAACUGGAGAAGCUGGCAGAGGCGCUGUUGGAUAAGGAGACACUUGACUAUGAUGAGGUGGUUGCUUUAAUUGGUCCACCACCUUUUGAUCCCGCCAAGCGGCAAGUGGACGCUGUGGAAUUCGAGCAGUCGCUGAAGAACCUCAGCAAUGAUGAGUCCAAAUCAUAAAAUCUAUGACUUUCAGUAUGAAUUCAUUUGUUGCAUCUGAUCCCUUCACACCUAGCGCUUUCUUUCUCGCACUCACACGAACUCAUUGACAGCCGGUUCAUGUUCAAUAAAUGUAAAUAAAGUUGUUUACCCUUUUUAAUUGA